Molecule: messenger RNA, 474 nt
Organism: Necator americanus (New World hookworm)
Lineage: Eukaryota; Metazoa; Nematoda; Chromadorea; Rhabditida; Ancylostomatidae
Exons: 3
Coding region: 1-474 (157 amino acids)
Source: RefSeq, a predicted model, not a curated record
AUGCGAGCCGAACUGAUACUCCUCGCUCUGUGUCUAAGCAUUUCCGGAAGAGAUUACGGAAGAAGCUACAGCAACGGACGUACAUUUCUCCAAAAUGUCUCAGCUGAAGAUAGGCGGGAGUACAAAAAUCUACUAGAGAGAUGGGACCUCUCUGCAAACGAACAAAUUGAGAAAGCUCUAAAAUGGGGCGAAAAGCUUGGAAUUAAGGAUAAAGUCCAGAAGUACAUCGAAAAACGAAGGAAAGAGGAAGACGAAGUUCGAAAAAAAUUUGGCGAGAUUAUUGGUUCGUUGACAAGUCUCGGCAAGGAAUUCCUUGAAACAUACUGGAAUGGGGAUAAGAUCCGAGCCCUCGUUAGAGCCUAUAUAGACAAAUUCAGAGCGGAACACGAACAACAGUAUGAAGUUCUCAACUACGCCUUGCAGUUAGCCAAAGAGCGCAGCAAAAGUAAAGAAAAAAAAGAAGAAAUAAAAUAA